Messenger RNA from Micropterus dolomieu (smallmouth bass), 4962 nucleotides. RefSeq names its product anoctamin 6 (gene ano6). The transcript has 20 exons. Bases 160 to 2913 code for a protein of 917 amino acids. NCBI's taxonomy places the organism in Eukaryota, Metazoa, Chordata, Actinopteri, Centrarchiformes, Centrarchidae. Gene Ontology annotation, biological process: calcium activated phosphatidylserine scrambling; chloride transmembrane transport; calcium activated phosphatidylcholine scrambling. Gene Ontology annotation, molecular function: chloride channel activity; protein dimerization activity. The record is from RefSeq and is a predicted model, not a curated record. Gene Ontology annotation, cellular component: plasma membrane.
CUUGACCAAAACUUUAAGCUAAAUAAAUGCUGAGAACUAUAACAAGAAUCCGCGGAGGGCGGGCCGCGCUUUAAAGCUGCUGUGAGAACGGCUACAGCAGGGAUUGUACAGUUGUUUGCUCUCGGUGGUGUGUCUGGAACCCCCGACAAGGAUUACAAUAUGAGCAGCAACGACAGAUUUGAGAUGGACUCCAUGAAUGAGACAGAGGACGAGGGUGAUCCUCAAUACGGCAUGAUUGAAGAGCAAGUUGUUUACCCCGAGGAGUUUUUACCAACAUACCAUAGCAUAAGUAUUAAAGAAGGAACAGUAACCAAAGCACAACUGACAGAGUUUAAUAACAAACCCGACUCCUUGUUCUUUAAUGAUGGCGUGAGGAGGAUCGACUUCAUCCUGGUCUAUGAAGAUGAGGACAAGAAGGACUUUGAGAAGAGGCACACGUACCAGCGGCGCAAGAGACGGCGCGAGUUCUUUGAGGCCAGCCUGAUGAAGAUGGGAAUGGAGCUGGAGGCAACACCAUCUGUGCUAGAUGACAAACUGCUGUUUGUGAAAGUUCACAUGCCGUGGGAGGUUCUGUGCACCUACGCCGAGGUCCUGCACAUCAAGCUUCCCAUCCAGCCCAACGACCUGUCCUCCCGCCCCUCCCCUUGGCGCUUUUUGUCCUGCAUCACCAAGCACUUCUACCCCAACGAGGACCUGAUCAGCAAGGAGUCCGAGUUCUUCACAGCCCCCUUUGAGAAAGGUCGCCUGGAGUUCUUUUACAUGAAGGACAAAGACAACUUCUUCACGCCGUCCAUGAGGAGCAGGAUGGCAAAUUACAUCCUGAGUCGUGCUCCCUAUGAAAUAAGAGGGAGCAUAAAGAAGUUUGGCAUCACUAAACUGCUGGAUGGCGGAGUGUACAAAGCAGCCUAUCCCCUCCAUGACUGCAGGUUCAAUGUCAAGUCCAAAGAAGAGGGCUGCCCCAACGAGAGAUAUCUGCUCUAUGAAGAAUGGGCUCACCCCAAAAGCUUCUACAAGAUGCAACCACUUGACCUCAUAAGGAAGUAUUAUGGGGAGAAGGUCGGCAUUUACUUUGCCUGGUUGGGUUUCUACACAAUGAUGCUCGUUCUGGCUGCCGUCGUGGGACUGGGCUGUUUCAUUUAUGGAUACAGGACCCGAGACACCAGCACCUGGAGCAAGGAGGUGUGCGACCCUAAGAUUGGAGGGAGUAUUGUGAUGUGUCCACAGUGCGACAAGGAAUGUACAUACUGGUUUUUGAACAGCACCUGUGAAUCUUCCAAAAAACUUUGUAUAUUUGAUAACUUCGGAACCCUGGUAUUUGCUGUUUUUAUGUCAAUCUGGGUAACUUUGUUCCUGGAGUUUUGGAAGCGACACCAGGCAAAGUUGGACUAUCAGUGGGACACUGUGGAGUUUCUGGAGCAGGAAGAGCCACCUCGCCCAGAAUAUGAAGCCAAGUGUGUCUACGAGAGGAAAAACCCUAUCACAGGGGUAAAAGAAAGUGUGCCAUAUACACCCUGUGGACGAUGUGUUCGGGUGUCGAUAGGAAUUGGGACAGUGUUAUUCUGGAUUCUGUUGAUAGUGGCGUCCAUUGUGGCCGUCAUUGUCUACCGCCUGGCUGUAUUUUUUGCCUUCUCUGCUCAACUCAGAGCUCAGGACCUGAAGAAGCUGGAACCCUUAAAGGAGUAUGUGACGCCUCAGAUGGCCACUUCUGUCACCGCCUCCCUCAUCAGCUUUGUUGUAAUAAUGACCCUCAAUAUUCUAUAUGAGCGGGUCGCUGUCUGGAUCACUGACUUUGAGCUUCCGCGGACCAAGACAGAAUACGAGAACAGCUUGACCCUGAAGAUGUUCCUCUUUCAGUUCGUCAACUAUUACUCCUCUUGUUUCUACAUCGCCUUUGUCAAAGGAAAAGCGGUUGGCUAUCCCGGGAAGCCUGUUUAUCUCCUGGGACAGUUCCGGAACGAGGAGUGUGAUCCUGGUGGUUGUCUGAUGGAGUUGACAACUCAGCUCUCCAUCAUCAUGGGUGGAAAAGCCAUCUUGAACAACAUCCAAGAGGUCUUGAUACCGUGGAUCAAGAAUUUGAUUUUCCGCUACUGCACCCGGACUUCAGAGAAGGUGAUCCCUCGCUGGGAGCAGGACUAUGAGCUCCAGCCUGUUUCAAAACUAGGACUCUUCUAUGAAUAUCUUGAGAUGGUCAUCCAGUUUGGCUUUGUGACCCUGUUUGUGGCCUCCUUCCCUCUGGCUCCCGCCCUGGCUCUGGCUAACAAUGUGUUUGAGAUUCGAGUUGAUGCUUGGAAAAUCACCACUCAGUUUCGCCGCAACGUGCCAGAGAAGGCCCAGGAUAUAGGUGCCUGGCAGCCAAUUCUUCAAGGCAUCGCCAUCUUGGCUGUUGCAACAAAUGCCAUGAUCAUUGCUUUUACAUCAGACAUGAUUCCACGCUUGGUCUACUACUGGUCUUUCUCUAUGUACCCAUAUGGAGACCAUGCCAACCACACCAUGGAGGGCUACAUCAACAGCUCGCUGUCUGUAUUCAACAUCAACGACUUCUCCAACAAGAGCCAGCCUCUGUACUCUUACAAUAUCACCACCUGCAGGUAUCGAGAUUUUCGGCAUCCUCCUGGCCACCCCAGGCAGUAUGAGUUCAACGUCUACUACUGGCAUGUGAUCGCUGCCAAAAUGGCUUUUAUAAUCGUCGUAGAGCACAUUGUUUACUUUACGAAGUUCAUCCUGUCCUACAUGAUCCCAGACGUCCCGUACGCUGUCAAAGAACAGAUAAAACGAGAGAAAUACUUGACCCAGGUUGUCCUCCAUGAGACCAAGCUCAAGUUGGUGACCAAACGUUUGAAACCAGUCUAUGACGAGACUGUCGAGAACAUGGAGGUGAACGCGCCGAAGGAGGAGUUGGAACUUGAUUUCUGAAUGUAGAUGAAAAUGUGUAGAAGAGGAGAUGAGACCUUCCUGGGUCUGUCACAUGUUCAUCCCUGACACUGUAUACUGACUACCCAGUUUUUUUGCAGCACCUGCACAAAUUAGGAGUUGACAUUUUUGGGGGGAAUCCUGUGGGGUCACGAGAUUACUGUGGCAUUUCCAUGGAACAUGAGUCAAUUUCACUAUUCAUCACGGGACUGGGACAGGACAGGAAAAAAGUCAAUGGGAGCAGACAUAAAAAAAUGCAGUCUAUUAUAAAUAAAAGCCUUUUUUUAGAUUUAUUUAUUGGGAACAGGAUGGGACGGGAGUCAUUCUUCCGGGAUUGGGCAGCAACAGGAUUGUCCUGAACAAGGUAUGGACUUUUGUUGUAGAAAAUGUGUAGCAAACACUAAGAAAGAAGACGGGGUCGUUGGAUGAAAGAAGUCCAAUGACCCAGUGCAUGUGUCUUCUCUUACCUGUAAGAGUCUCUUUUCUAGUGAAACUAGGGAUGUCAAAUCAAUGCCUCACACUUUGAUACUUCACGUUAAACAGCAUCAACCAUUUCAUGGGUUAAGUAUGAAAAACAAACAAAACAAUCUCAACUUAAUAAUAAUAAUCCUUAUUUGUAGAGCACUUUUCAAAAACAAGUUACAAAGUGCUUUAACAAGUGUAAAGAAUAAUACAAAAAAAACAAGACUUAAAUUUAAAGGUUCAGUGUUUAAGUUUUAGUGACAUCCAGUGGUGAGGGUUGCAAAUUGCAACCAACAGCUCACCCCACUCUCCCUUUGCAAACGCUUAGGAGAAAAUCUGAUCGCUGACACGCUUUGUCAGCUCUUGUGUUAACUAAUAUGUAUGGGCCUCCAUUUGUCCAAAUUUUACGUCUCUUCUUACUUUUGACAACGAUGACUUGACGAAACUCGCUCUAUAGAGUAGUUUGUUUGGGCUACUGUAGAAGCAUGGCGGUGCAACUUGGCAACUUCCCUGUAAGAGGACCUGCGGUUUAUGCAGAUAGAAAUGGCGCAUUCUAAGGUAAAAAAAACAUAAUGGUUCAUUAUGUAAGGUCUUUAUUCACCACUGAAAACAUAGUCAUGUAUAUUAUAUUGCAUUUCUGUCAGUAGACCCUCCUAAAUUUUACACAGUGUGUGUCCACUUACCAGCUUUUUUCCUAGGGCUUCAAAUGGUUUUCAUCGGCAGAUGAAAAUUUGUAUAUUCCUGGAGAUGGGUCGGUUGACAUGUGAGCCCAGUAGUUUCAUUCAAAGCACUUGUAGGACUUCCCAUCCAUGUUGGCAUAAAAUGUUAAAAACAGUACAUGUUUGGUUGAAAGCUCUGGAAAAAAAGCUAGUGUGUAGAUGGAUAUUUUUACCCCCAUAGUGCCUUCCAGUUUUAUGACAACAUUUAAUGGUUAGCUUGGCUAUAUCAGCAAUGCAAUGUCUCAUUCCAUCACUGAGCUAUAUGCUGGGGGCUCAAAGCUAUCAUGUACAUGUUACCAGUAAGUGCCCGCUGCCUGGUGAUUGUUUUAGUUUCCAUCAGUAUUAUUAGAUACACCAUUGCACCACUUUGGAAUGCAAUGUUGUUUUUACACUUUUUCAUCUCUAUUACUAGAACUAAAGAGCUGUAGUGAAGCUCACAAUGUUACACAAGUGAUGAGAUAGCAGGAGUUUGAACAGACAGAGACUAACUGAUCGCUACAUAUACUGACUAAAUGUGCCUCACAUACCUUUACCUCUAAGACUUGAGAUGAGAUGUUUCAAAAGUUACAUUGCUGGCAUGCCAUGUAAAGGUUUGAUGUAUGCACGUUUAUGAAACCACAAGAAUAAUUUAAAACUGAAUGCUAUUUUAUAAUUUCACCAAAAGCAAUUUAGUUCUAUUUUUAAUUAAAUUAUUGAUCAGCCCUUUAAAGUAGUUUAGUUGAUGUUGUGAGUAUAGUCUACCUUUCUUUAUGCAUGUACUCCCAUCUACUUCGCUGUCUUGCACUUUUUAGUUCCAAUCAUGUGCCAUGACCACUGCACUGCACGUUCUGACUGCAUGUUAUAUAAUCCUGUGAUAAAGGCGAUGCAGUAA